Molecule: messenger RNA, 414 nt
Organism: Strongyloides ratti
Lineage: Eukaryota; Metazoa; Nematoda; Chromadorea; Rhabditida; Strongyloididae
Product: Proteinase inhibitor I2, Kunitz metazoa domain-containing protein
Exons: 3
Coding region: 1-414 (137 amino acids)
Molecular function (GO): serine-type endopeptidase inhibitor activity
Source: RefSeq, a predicted model, not a curated record
AUGGAUGCAAAUACAGGUAUGAUUGGUCCACCAGCAACUUGUCCAUAUCCAGAAGGAACAGGAUAUCAAUUUAUAUUACAAGGAGAUUUACCAACAGCAGUUGGAAAAGCUGUUUUUUGUAGUACAAAAAAAGGAAUUGGCUGCCCUGUUGGAGGAUAUGAAUGUAUCCAAGUAAUAUCUCUUUUUAUGCGUGAUAAAACAUUUGAUGGUAUCUGCUGUCCUGGAAAAGAUAUAGUUUGUUCUCAAAGACGGUCAUCCUAUACAGAUAUUGAAGAUGAUGUAGAUGGUUGGUUACUUCGAUGGCAUUAUAUUGGAGAUGAUUGUCGAUCAUUUAAAUGGAAUCCUGAAAUAAAAUCUACUGCCAAUAUUUUUAUCACAAAAGAGGAAUGUCUCUCAACAUGUUUAGGAUUAUAA